AUGCAUGGACAAUUCUCAGGUCCAGGUCGACCACUCCCUCCAGAGUGUGGUGGAUAUCCUCUGGGAGCUUCUCAACAGUCGAAUUCCUCCAUGCUGUCCCAUAGCGGCCCUUUACCCUCAAAUCGAAUGGGUCUUUCCUCCAGCUCAGUCUCCCAGAUGGGCCCGUCGGUUGGAGGAUACAUGUGCAGCAAAGGUUCCAAACAACCCCUCUGCCACCCGUCGCAAGACUUUGGAAUGGCGAUGCAGCCUGGACAGAGCAUGAUGGGAAUGGGUGGCCCUCCACGUCAACCGCUACACCCGGCUCACGCUGUGACGCGACCAGGAAUGCCAUGUCCAAACCUACCAGGCGGUCCUGUGCCGACCCACCACCUGCGGCAGGUGCUGCACCAAGGCGGAGCUCUUCAGUCACAUAUGAUGUUCCCAUCUCAGCAACAGCAGCCCACCUCACAGUCCCAGCUCUGGCAGCACCAACAAGGGGUGCAACCACAUAUGGACCCUGUGAACCACCAACAUCCCUUCCUCGCCGGAGGAGCCCUACCUGGAUGCCGAGGUCCUCAGUUUCCACAGCGAUCCGGCAUGGCAGGUAUGCCAGCCAACUUCCCUGGUUCCCUUCCUCCUGCAAAUCAAGUAGCCCCUGGUUUGGUUAGCAGACAGGACCAGAAGAUGCCCACCACCCAGCCACUAUCCUCCAUGUCCCAACAGAAUUUCAGAAUGCGAGGUCCUCUCUCCGCUCUAGCUGUUAUGAAACCAGGAGGACCGUCCAUGAUGCACCCUGCCCAUGGGAUGGCGCCUCCUAGUUACCAGACUGCUUCCGCAGGGAAACACUGUUCACCGCAGUGCUACAACCCCGGAGAUAAACUGCCUUCCUAUGACUACACACCACAGCAUCAGAGCAAUGGGGCGAUGGCAGCGAGGCUACAAGGACCUGGAGGGGGAGGUGGUCGCGGUGUGGAAGUGGACUUCAUAGACACUCUGGUGGGCAACAACGAAGACUGGCUGAACAAUCUCACCAUGAUUGAUGAAUACCUUGAGCAAAACUCAUAGGGACUGAUCAAGAGUGUCCUAGGUUUGAAAAUCACUACACACAGUGCCAGAAUGGGGCCGUGGGGUCAUCGCUCUGUAAAGGCACGUUCACACCAAGAGCGCUAACUAUAACAAGAACUAUAUUAGUGUCCACACCAACGGACGAUAAUAUUCUGUUCCUUAUAAGCUUGCAGCUACAUUGUCUGCUGUUGUAAGACCCUGACUUUUCUGAACUUUUCUGGAAAGUUCGCUUUGGCAAGCUGUUUCAAACUCCAAACAAACUUUGUUUUGGCCUAAUUUUGUUCUAAAUAACGAAGUAUAUUAGGUCCUUUAAAUACGUAAGCUCUUUAAACUUGUGUGGUAUCUGAUUGGCUUAAAAAAACUUUUUAGUUUAUCAUUAUAGUUAUCAUCUUUGGUGUGAACGAACCUUAAAGUCUUAAAGCGUUUUUUUCUCAUGGCUAGCAUUAGUGAGAAUGUAUCAGUGGAAAUGAGGCACUGCUAAACCUCCUGAAAUGACUUUGGCCGUCAUUAAACUGGCUUAUAUUAUAAGAUGCCCUUUCCUUUUCUCUAUGGUUGCUCUUCCAGUGCUCUCUGCGCUGUUUUAGGAUAAUAUUGUAAUUAUUGUCAAAUGUAUUAUGGAGUGAAACACUGAUUGAUGAAAACAUGGGCUUUGCUCAGCAGUGUAAAGAAAGUUCUCAUUCAGUUAAAGGGGUAGUUCACCCAAAAAGGACAAUUCUGUCAUCGUUUACUUACCCCCAUGUCGUUCUAA
Molecule: messenger RNA, 1792 nt
Organism: Sinocyclocheilus anshuiensis
Lineage: Eukaryota; Metazoa; Chordata; Actinopteri; Cypriniformes; Cyprinidae
Product: rho GTPase-activating protein 17-like
Exons: 2
Coding region: 1-1044 (347 amino acids)
Biological process (GO): regulation of transcription by RNA polymerase II
Cellular component (GO): nuclear body
Source: RefSeq, a predicted model, not a curated record